AUGCUUGCGCGAGAGCGCAUCAAUGCCCUAAUUGAUUCUGGGACAGCAUUCCUUGAACUGAGCCAGUUGGCUGGAUAUCAAUCUUAUGGAAAGGAAGAAGUACCAGCGGGAGGCAUAAUCACAGGUGUAGGCUCUGUUUCUGGCCGUGUCUGCAUCAUCGUAGCAAACGACGCAACGGUGAAAGGAGGAACCUACUAUCCGAUAACAGUCAAGAAGCAUUUGAGAGCACAAGAGAUUGCAAGGGAAAAUGGCUUGCCAUGUAUCUACCUUGUCGAUUCUGGUGGCGCAAAUCUACCUCGACAAGCUGAUAUCUUUGCCGAUAGGGAACAUUUUGGACGAAUUUUUUACAAUCAGGCGACCCUUAGCUCUCAAGGCAUUCCUCAACUAGCCGUUGUCAUGGGAAGCUGUACUGCUGGUGGGGCCUAUGUGCCAGCUAUGUCAGAUCAAGCCAUCAUUGUCAAGGGAAAUGGAACUGUGUUUCUUGGUGGGCCUCCCCUGGUAAAGGCAGCAACUGGCGAAGAGAUUUCGGCUGAAGAGCUGGGAGGAGCUGAUUUGCAUUGCUCUGAAUCUGGCGUCACUGAUUAUUAUGCUCAAAACGAUGCACAUGCAUUGCAUCUGGCCAGAAAUGCUGUAGCUGGCAUGGGAAAGCCGGAAGGAGCUGUGAAGUUUCCUGAGCAUUGUGAGUUACGGGUUCAUCUUUAG
Strongylus vulgaris is the source of this 702-nucleotide messenger RNA. NCBI's taxonomy places the organism in Eukaryota, Metazoa, Nematoda, Chromadorea, Rhabditida, Strongylidae. The record is from the annotation of a GenBank genome assembly.